Xyrauchen texanus (razorback sucker) is the source of this 4969-nucleotide messenger RNA. It is a transcript of the gene map1sb, whose product is annotated as microtubule-associated protein 1Sb. Gene Ontology annotation, biological process: microtubule cytoskeleton organization; regulation of microtubule depolymerization; dendrite development. The transcript has 7 exons. The record is from RefSeq and is a predicted model, not a curated record. Lineage: Eukaryota; Metazoa; Chordata; Actinopteri; Cypriniformes; Catostomidae. Gene Ontology annotation, molecular function: actin binding; microtubule binding. The coding region runs from base 1 to 3915 and encodes 1304 amino acids. Gene Ontology annotation, cellular component: neuronal cell body; microtubule associated complex; synapse.
AUGGCGUCGGUUCUAACGGCAGCAAUGGGAUCGGAGGACCUGACAGCCCAUCCUGGAUUCAGCGAUGAAAAAUACUCAAUGUUGAUUGUCAUCGGUUCGCUCUAUCGACCGAACAUACUGGACUAUAUAGUGGUGGAGAUUGAAAGAGGUAUUCGUGCAUGGGAUGUGGACUUGACAAUGUGCAACUUGGAUGAGCAGCUCAAGCUCUUUGUUUCUCAGCAUUCUUUGGAUCAAUCCAAGGACAUAAGAGGUCAAAGAACAUUACAGUUCAGCAAAGAAGUACUAGACAUUAGGGUUGUAGUAAAUCCAUCUGAAGAGUUUCUCUACUCUGAGUUGCACAGCUUGAUCUCAAGCAUAUCUCGGCACAAGCUUCUGGUGCUCACGGGACAGUCUCUUGAGGAAACAGGGGACCUGGUCCUGCACACUGGACAGUUCACUCCAAAUGAUUUCAACCAGAUCUUUUCAGAUGAAGAGAUUCAGGCACUGUUAAACUCUGUUAGCACAUAUAGCAAAGCUAACCUCACCGUAAGCUGCCCUAAAACUGGAAAAUGGAAAAACUCUGUGCUAGGAAAACACAACAUAAAUGACAUUAUCGACAUUAAGGUGAAUCCUUUAAUGGUACUACCCAAAAUGGGAGGCCUUCAGGAGUUCACAGACCACCUUUCUGAGUCCUUAGAGCCACAGUCUCCAUUUGACCUCUUGGAGCCUCCUGGCACGGUGGGAUUUCUCAAACUAUGUCGCCCAUGCUGCUAUAUCUUUCCAGGAGGCAGAGGAGACUGUGCCUUCUUUGCUGUCAAUGGCUUCAAUGUUUUGGUCAAUGGUGGAGCAGAUCCACGCUCUUGCUUCUGGAAGCUGGUCAGGCAUUUGGACUGCAUUGACUCAGUGCUCCUUACACAUGUUGGAACAGAUAACCUGCCAGGAGUUAACAGCCUGUUGGAGAGGAAGGUUGCAGAGCUUGAUCAAAGUAAAACUGACUCCCAAGACAAUGAGCAAUGGAUGAAAAAUCUGAUCUCCCCAGAGCUUGGUGUGGUGUUCCUUAAUGCCCCAAACAGACUUAAAAAGCUUCAAGGUGACCCUAAUGUACUACGAAGCAGUGAUCUAGCAGCACAUACUUUACAGAAUUUGGAAAAACUAAAGAUCCCACCAGAACCACUUCUCCGCAGUUCGGGUGGCUUGAUAGAGCCAGUCAUUCUUUUCCAGAAAAUGGGAGUGGGAUGUCUUGAACUUUAUGUCCUAAAUCCAGUCAAACAUAGCAAAGAAGUAGAGUCCUUCAUGCAUAACUGGACAGAUAACAGCUCUAAAUCCAAGAGCUUAGAUGUUCCCCUGACCUCUCUGGUCUCUAUAUGUGCUUUGCUUGUUUGGCAUCCUGCCAGCCCAAUUGAAAAGAUUAUCAGAGUUCUCUUCCCUGGCUCUACACCACAAGGUAAGAUCAUGGAUGGUCUGGAGAGGCUAAAGCAUCUAGAGUUUCUCAAGCGGCCCAUAGUUUGCUCUAAAGAUUUUGAAACAUUGAGAUCAGAUAAGACUUCAAAACUUGCAGAGAGUCAGGACAGUCCCAACUCUGGUAACAAGGAACCAAGAACUAGUAAUGGUGCUUCAAAGGACCGAUCUGUUCGUGCACAUUUAGAGCUAAAAGACAAAAUCAAAGGCAUGAAUGGAAAUUAUCCAAAAAGUGAAGAAAGUCUGAAAUCAGUAGACAGCGAUGCAAAACUAAAACCAUCUAAACUCCUUACAAGGAAGGAGUCUUUAAAGGACAAAAGCAAUGACAAAACAAUCAUAUCAGACUUAAAGAGACAAGAAAAUGGACGGAGAAAAAAUUCAGGGAGUAAGGAUUCUUUGAUAAUCAAACCAAAAUCAGAUAUCAAAAGGGAUGUAAAAACAGCAAAGUCUUUUGGAAAAGAUAGCAAGAUAAAACCCACAGGAUUAUUGAGCUCAAAUAAGCCUGUAAAUGUACAAAAUGGAGCAAAGUCAAAUAAGCAGGCUGAAGAAAAAGCCAAAAACUUCAAAUCUAACAAAGAGCAGCAGAAUCAGAAGCUGUCAACAGACUCCGAGGAUGUAAAUUGUUCCGUAAGGUCUUCACCAGAUAUGACAGCAGCAUUUCUGGAAAUGGAUAGAGAACAAAAUAAAUUACUUUUGGAAAAGCAAAACACUGACUCUUGGAACUUGAAAUGUGUCUCUACAUGUAAAGCACAAUCUAAGUGUAGUUCUAUAGUAAACCCUGGCAAGGCCACAGUGUCUGCAAGACUCUUUGACAAAACAAAAAAUGAUGGGGCUUUGAAAGACAACGUUUCAAAAAAUGGGCAGGAGGAAGUUUGUGUCAGUCUUGAUGAAAAGACUUUAGAUUUAACUUCUCCCAGAUCAGGCCCAAAUAGUGCUGGCCAUAUUCCUUAUCACCUGUCACCUGAGGAGACCUGGGCCUCAAGGGAUCUUAGUAGCCUUGGGGUUAAGAUGUGUCUUGGUUCGGAUAGUAUGCAAAUGGGAUUGUCCAAGUUUUCAGAGUCUAGAUGCCCUAAAAGCAACCAGGAGAGUGUCUCUACUUCCUCCAAAGAGAAACAUUCUAGUUUCCUGUCACUCAGCUCUUUUAAGGAUAUAAUACCUGAUAUAUCUCCCACUGUUACUACAACUCACUCAAUGCCAGCUGAAGUAAGUUCACCACAGUCCACUGAGGUUGAUGAGUCAUUGUCAAUGUCUUUUGAACAAGUGCUGCCUACAGUCAGUGAGUCCACCAAUGAAGAUGAAACAUCCUACUCAAAUGGACACCAAGUCAAUUCUGAUUUCAAAGUAGGGAUGUCUUUGUCUAUAAAGAAGCCUCACACUCAAAGGGCACUUAAUGAUGGCUCUAAUGGGUGUCCGCCUGGACCACAGGAUCUAGUGUUUGAUCCUACCCAUGAUGUCGACCUUUGCUUGGUCUCUCCAUGUGAGUUCAAACAUUUCAAACCUGCUGGCAAUCAAGAGGAUCCACUCUCACAACGAUUUAGUAACACAAGCCCUCUCAACCAUUCUGAUGAUAGUGACCACUCCCAAGAUUCAACUAAGCCCCUUCCACCAGCAAGUUCCAGUAACAGGGCCACUCAUCCAGCUCAGGAGACUCCUCUCACUUCUACCAGUGACAAUUUUCCCACAGCCACAGACUCAGAUGUACAUCUUGGAAUAGAGGAUUGUCCAUCCAUUACUGCAGAUGGAAUUCUAGAUUCUGAUGAAGAAGCUGCUGUCCAAUCCCAAAACAUAAAUGAUGGUUUCAAUUCUUAUCGACUUAACCAUCCUCUGCCUCAAGAUCCCCCACCUGCUCCUGUGAAAGACUUGCCUCCUCUUCCACCUCAGCCUGGAGCCUGCAUGCCUGAUCCUGUUAACAGUGUAAAGGCUGGUGUAGCAAAAGGCAAAAAAUCAGUGGGAGUUACACAGAAGUUAACAUCCUCUAGUAUUUCAAUACAAGGCACCAAAACCAGAACUGGAAGUCAAGGUUCCGUUAGUAGCUUGAGAAGUAGCUCAGCUGUAGACACUCUGGCAAAUCGGAGCACAAGCUCUGCUCCUCCUAAAAGAUUAACCAAAGCAGGUAGCAAGUCUGGCACUUCAGUAUACUUGGAUCUGGCUUAUCUUCCAUCGGGCCAUGCAGCUUCCACUGUUGAUGUUGAGUUUUUCUGCCACUUGCGAUCAUCCUGUUACAUAAUAAGUGGGGAUGAUGCUCUCAAGGAAGGCUUGAUGAGGUCUAUUCUCGAUGCAUUAUUGGAGGCAAAAUCUGUGUGGCCUGAGGAUGUGCCGGUGACCUUGAUUCCUACAUUUGAAUCGCUGAUGAUGCAUGAGUGGUACCGGGAUACUCAAGAAAAACAGCGACAACUGGGCAUUACAGUCUUAGGGAGCAACAGCACUGUGGCUAUGCAGGAGGAGAUAUUCCCUGCAUGUAAAGUAGAGUUCUGUUAGAUGGACGGUGAUGACAUAUGCUUUAUCUUUUCCACUUUUUGUGAAUAUUAUGCUUAAAGGAUUAGACCUAAUCUUACACACUUUGACCACCCCAGAUUUAGAUGUACAUUUAUGUUCAUGGCAGAUGCUAUCAACGACUCACAAGUGCAUAUAUUGUGCUUGUGACAGAUUAAUGAGCAGGUAGGACUACAAUACACAAUGAAAUCACAAGUGUUACAGCAACAACAUAUUUGAAUUUACUACUGUAAUUAAUUUGGUUUCUGGUUGACAAAGAAUAAAUAUACUAGAUUAUCACAAAAGUAAACCAUCAUAAUUAAACGUUGUAAAAUUUUACAUGGAGGAAGCAUGUAUGGUCAAUUAAGAAUGCAUUAUUGUGGUAAUGCAUAUGGCUGUUAGAGUCUAACAAUCAAAUGUCCAAUUUGGGAAAAUGUACCUGAACAGAACUACAUAAUUGCAUAAAUUGUUUCAAUUCUGACUGUGCAUGAAAACUAUACCAAAAGUAAAAUCAAUUGAAAGCAUAGUGUCAUAUUUUUAUAUAUUUUUUAUAGCUGCUUUUAAAUGUACCUGACAGAUAUGCUCUGUUUAUUUUGCAUUGUUCUUUUUACAUCAUUCUCUAAUUCCUUUGACUCUUUGGGGACCAGUAGCCUUACACAAACCCACACAAAUAUGGUAUGAAUGCACUGCACUAUGUAAACUGUCACUUAUUGCUGGUAAGAAAUCUGUAGAAAUAUGGUUGCAUGUAAUUGACCAUUUCAGUUGUUGUUUUUUGCUAAUGGUUGGACAUGUUCUCUAGCCUUACUGAUGAGGGGUAGAAGUACCAACUGCAUGGCAUAAAGUAUAAUAUUAACUGCAGAUCCUCCAAUGUCUGUUCCCACUGUGUUUCUGUUAAAUGCCAGCUGCUGUAGUGCAUAAUCUAACUAUACAAAAAAAUGGCUGGUAGGUCUGUGGGCUACAAAAGGCUUUUAAAAAUGCGUAAAAAAUGUGUGUAAUUUUCUUACAUAAUACUGUAUGUAAAAUUAAUGAUAUAAAUUGAAAUUAUAUUAAAUGUCAUUGG